Molecule: messenger RNA, 9009 nt
Organism: Mus musculus (house mouse)
Lineage: Eukaryota; Metazoa; Chordata; Mammalia; Rodentia; Muridae
Gene: Otogl
Product: otogelin-like
Exons: 58
Coding region: 252-7229 (2325 amino acids)
Biological process (GO): L-arabinose metabolic process
Cellular component (GO): extracellular region
Molecular function (GO): alpha-L-arabinofuranosidase activity
Source: RefSeq, marked validated
GCAUUGCUAAUGAGAGACCCAGCCAAAGGGCUGACUGUGAGCUCUAUCUAAAACCUCGGAUGCUGUGUGUGGUUGAGAAGCCCGGGGAUUUUCUUUUCAGUGGUUUUAUCCCAUAACUGUGUUCAUUUGAAUCUGAGCACACAAGGAACAGUCACCCUUGUAAGAUGCCAUCAUAGUGAAGACCGUCACUUUGGUUUCAGUCCAGGGAGAAAGAGUUCACUGAAAUGAGCAUUGUGAAGAAACUCAGUUUGAUGGUACCUUGGCGUGCUCUCUCCCUUCCUAUACUGCUGGUUUCAUUACGAGGAUACGUUUGUGCGUCAUCUGUCCUGUCAGAAACAUCAGAAAGUGAGUUCUAUGAAAAUGAACAGAGAAGGGCUCUGUUAGCAGUACAGUUUGAAGCAACCUCUCCGAGAUAUUUUUUCCACGAAGCUAUUAAUUGGGGUGAGAGUAAAAUAAAAGGUUCAUGUCCUCAUGAAUGCCUUAACGGGGCUUUCUGUUCUAAGACGGGUACGUGUGACUGUCAAAUAUUCCAGGCUCUCGGGACAAGGUGCCAGAUUGUGCCAAACAUGGGAAGUGGCAGAGAUGGGAUUUGCAAAACCUGGGGACAGUAUCACUUUGAAACAUUUGAUGGAAUCUACUAUUAUUUCCCAGGAAGUUGUUCUUAUAUAUUUGCAAAGGACUGUGGUAAUUUGGAGCCUCAGUACACAGUAUGGGUCCAUAAUAGCCCAAAGUGCCUUGGUUCCGUGUAUUCUUGUUACCGCUCCAUCAGCUUAUUUUUUUCAAACCAAGAGGAAAUUAGAAUCUAUGGACAUGAAAUAAGAAAAAAUGGGAUCAGUUUAUCUCUGCCUCAGACACUUGGGCAGGUGCACUUAGAGAAGGUAGCUGACUACAUUCUGGUGAAGACGACCUUUGGAUUUUCUUUGGCUUGGGAUGGAAUAUCGGGAAUUUACCUCAAACUCUCGGAGGAGCACAGAGGGAAAUCAUGUGGCUUGUGUGCAAAUUAUAAUGGCAUCCAGUCAGACGACUUUGUGAUCCUGCAAGAGGACUACACAGAAGACAUUGCUAUGUUUGCAAAUAGCUGGCUGGUGCUAACUCCAGAUGAUACUAAAUGUGUACCUACGCCCUCAGACUUUCCAAAUCCAUGUUCCAGUGGAAUGCCAGCAUUUGAGGCAAUCUUCUUCAAAUGCCAGAUAUUGUUACAGUUCCCCUUUCUGAGCUGCCACGAAUACAUUGAUCCAUACUUAUACAUUGCCAGCUGUGUUAAUGACCUGUGCAAAACUGAUGACGAUGAAACUUACUGUCGAGCAGCCACAGAGUACGCUAGAGCCUGUUCCCACGCCGGCUUCCCCAUUCAAGACUGGAGGGAUGACUUUCCAGCAUGCACUGAUAAAUGUGACGAUAGCUUCGUCCACCGGGACUGUAUCAGUUGUUGCCCUCCGAGCUGCACAUUUGAGAAGCAGUGUCUUGGGAGCAAUCUUCACUGCCUUGAUGGAUGCUAUUGUGCAGACGGCCUCAUAAUGGACAAUGGAACUUGCAUCUCUUUGGAGAGCUGCCCUUGUAGUUUUCACGGAUUAGCUUAUUCAGUUGGUUCAAAAAUCGAACAAGAGUGCACUGAAUGUGUAUGUGUUGGUGGAGUUUGGAACUGCACCGAACAUGACUGUCCAGUUCAGUGUUCUGUUGUGGGUGACUCUCAUUUCACCACCUUUGAUGGGCGUCAUUACUCUUUUAUUGGCUUGUGUCAGUACAUCCUUGUGAAAGGAACUGGAAAAGAUAGAUUCACGAUCACUUUGCAGAAGGCUCACUGUGAACAGAACCUGGGUUUGGUCUGCCUUCAGUCCAUAACUCUAAUACUGGAGGAUGACUUUAACAAACAAGUGACGCUCAGCAGAGGAGGCCAGAUUGUCACCAGUCCCAACCAAGGCUUCACCCUGAACGGCAUUGUUGAAAUUCAAACCCUGUCAUCCUUAUUCAUUCUCCUAAGAACCACCUUUGGUUUAAAGAUCUUGUUCGCUAUUGAUGGAGAAAGAAUUUACAUUCAGCUUUCCAGUGCCUGGAAAAGAAGGACAUUAGGUCUGUGCGGCACCUUUAAUGGCAACAUUAGGGAUGAUUUUCUUUCUCCAUCAGGCAUGAUCGAAGGAACCCCACAGCUCCACGCACAUGCGUGGAGAGUCUCCUCCACGUGUUUCGCGCCUGUCCAUGUCCCGAUGGUGGAUCCCUGCAAUAUUAACCAACAGAACAUUGGGUAUGCAGCACACUGUGAUGUCAUCCACCAGGAGCUCUUUGCUCCUUGCCAUGUCUACGUCAGUCCCGGGCUGUACUACCAGUUGUGUCGCCACGAUGCCUGCAAAUGUGGGAGCCCCUGCCUGUGUAACGCUCUCGCCCACUACGCCUACCUGUGUGGUCAGCGUGGUGUGCCCAUUGAUUUCAGAGCUCACAUCUCCUUCUGUGCUGUGGUGUGUCAGAAGGGCAUGCUGUACCACCACUGCUCGUCACUCUGCCUCCGCUCCUGCACCUCUCUCUCCUCCCCUGAGCAGUGCAAAGACGACUGUGCUGAAGGGUGCAACUGUCCUGAAGGCAAAUUCUAUGAAGAGACACUUAACUUUUGUGUGCCCAUAUAUCACUGCCGGUGUCAUUAUAGGGGGAGCAUUUACCAGCCAGGGGAGCUCAUUCCAACCCCCUCAGGCUUAUGCCAGUGUUCAAAUGGGACUGUGAAAUGUGAUGAGCUAGCAACACCCUCUACUGUCCACGCCUGCCCAGAAGGGAAGGAAUAUUUUGACUGCAGGUUUCCUGACCCUGCGUUACCAGCUGGUGGUAUAAACUGCGAGACGACGUGCGCAAACCUGGCCAUGAACUUCACCUGUGCUCCAUCCUCGCCUUGCAUCAGUGGCUGCGUUUGUGCUGCAGGAAUGGCAGAACACAAAGGAAAAUGCUAUGUUCCCGAAAGCUGUCCCUGCAUCUGGAAGGACUGGGAGUACAGCUCAGGGGAGGUCAUCUCUACACCGUGUUACACCUGUGUUUGUCGGCGGGGGAUGUUCAAUUGCACAUAUUAUCCAUGUCCUGCAGUAUGCACAGUAUAUGGGGACCGGCAUUAUCACUCCUUUGAUGGAUUGGAAUAUGACUAUAUCAGCGAUUGCCAAGUGUUUUUGAUAAAGAGUACAGACGAUUCUGAUAUAUCUGUGAUUUCCCAAAACAAGAAAUGCUUUGACAAUGAUAUUGUUUGUUCUAAAAGUGUUUUGAUAUCAAUUGGAGACACUGAAAUAUACCUCAAUGAUGCUCCUUACAAACAGAAGCGAUCAGGGUUUUUCCUGGAAAGCAGACCUGAGUACCAGCUCUGGAAGGCUGGGUUCUACAUAGUAAUAUACUUCCCGGAGGAAGAUAUCACCAUUCUGUGGGAUGAGAAGACAACCAUCCACAUCAAAGUCGGGCCACAGUGGAAGAACAAGCUGGCAGGAUUGUGUGGUAACUUUGACAAAUGUACUUCCAAUGACAUGACAACAUCUAAUAACAUUGAAGUGCGAAAUGCUCAGGUGUUUGGAGACAGCUGGGCCUUAGGACAGUGUGAAGAUCUUAUGGAGGCCCUGAAGCCCUGCGAGGCACACCAAAACAAAUUUCCCUAUGCCAAGAGAGAAUGUUCCAUUUUGUACAGUGAUGUUUUUGCUCCUUGUCGCAAUGUGAUUGACGUCACCUCUUUUGCCAAGAACUGCCAUGAAGACACGUGUAACUGUAACCUGGGUGGGGACUGUGAAUGCCUAUGUACCAGUGUGGCCGCAUACGCUUACAAAUGCUGCCAGGAAGGGGUGCCUGUUCACUGGAGGUCACCCACUGUCUGUGCCCUUGACUGUGAAUAUUAUAAUCAAGGGCUUGGGGAAGGACCUUAUAUGCUGGCAAGUUAUGGGCAAAGUGGCCUUGUUCUUGGUGCCAAUAUGACCAGUAGAAGCGUUUUCUCUUUGCCCAGAAGCAACAAUCGUGGUAAUUUAUUUUUUAUUUUUAUGAUCACUCCGGGCCUUUUCAAAGAGAAGACAUCCUCAUUGGCUCUUGUUUCCUUGGAAUCUGCUGAAAGGCCCAACUACUUUCUCUAUGUCCACGACAAUGACACUCUUAGCUUGAAGCUGUGGCGGGCAAACUCAGAAUUUCAUCAGAGAGCAACAUUUUUCCACCACCAAGGCCUCUGGAUUCCUGGCUACAGUGCAUUCGAAUUAUACAGCAAGAAAGGCUACUUCAUCGUUUUUAUGGGUUCCAGUGUCAAAGCGUCAAAAUACGAUGACUCGGAAGAAUUCAAGCAGUCAAGUAGCUUUAGCAUAGAAGAAAUCCAGGCAGUGGUCCCUUACAGGAGGAUGUGCGAGUGGAGAUACGAACCUUGUGCUACUCCGUGUUUUAAAACAUGCAGUGAUCCAGAGGCCUUAGCCUGUACAUUCCUUCCACCGGUUGAAGGAUGCUUGCCAUAUUGCCCCAAGAAUAUGAUCCUGGAUGAGACGACUCUUAAAUGUGUUCACCCAGAAGACUGCAUACCACUGUUUCCAACAGAACCAGCAUUGCCACCAGACAUUACCCCAUCAGACAUGACACCGACCCCAGGUUUGGAAUGCGAGCCUCAACAAUUUGAUCCUGUUUAUAACUGUAGCCAAUAUAUCUGCCUUAACAUGGAGUGGACCUUCUACAACUGGUCUCUGAAUUGCCCGAAGGACUUGGAAAUGCCCGACUGUGGGUUCCGAGGCUGGCCUGUUCAAGUGAAUACUGAUAUAUGCUGUCCGGAGUGGGAAUGCCCCUGUCGGUGCUCCAUGUUGUCAGAGUUGAGCAUCAUUACAUUUGAUGGGAACAGUGCAGCACUAUCUAGUAUGGCUUCUUACAUCUUAGUAAGAGUCCCCGGGGAAAUUGUAGUUGUUCACAUUGACAAAUGUUCCAUGAAUCAGAAUGGACAUGCCCUUAAAAAACCAGCUUCUUUUGGACGAAUCUCAGGACUUUGUUUUAAGAAGCUAAAUGUGACAACAUCUAUACAUAAAAUACUUAUCAACAGAGUGGUAAGAAAGGUAGACGUGGAUUCUAUUGUUGUGCCUUUGCCCUUUUCAAGUCAUGAGCUGUUCAUAGAAGAUUCUGGAACAAUGUAUGUGAUUACUACUCCUGCUGGCUUAAUCAUAAAGUGGGCUCACCUUACAGGAAUCAUAGACAUUCACUUCGGCCCCCAGUUUAACUUGUCAUCUUACACAGAAGGGCUUUGUGGGAUUUGCAAUGACAAUCCAGAUGAUGACCUCAGGAUGCAGAAUGGCACCAUCAUUACCAACAUGGAAGACAUAGAGUUAUUUAUUGGCAGCUGGGAAAUUGAGAAAUCAUUUGAAGUGACAAUGAGAAGACCUGUGAGGAACUGUACUGAAUAUGACUGCAGUCAUUGCAUCGAGUUAUUGAACAGAGAAGGUUUCAUUCCAUGCCAUGACAAAGUCUCACCAAGGGACUUUUGUGAAAAAAUGUGGAUCAACUACACCUACUUCUGGAGCUACGAAUGUGAUGCAAUCUCUGCAUAUGUGGCUUUGUGCAACAAAUUUGAUAUCUGCAUUCAGUGGCGCACCCCUGACUAUUGCCCUCUGAGUUGUCCAGAGGGAAAGGAAUAUCAGCCCUGUGUGAGACCAUGUGAAGCAAGAACAUGUCUCAACAAAUGGUUCUAUGGACACUCCUCAUGUCUGAAUUUGAGAGAAGACUGUGUGUGCAAGAAUGGAACCAUUCUUCACCGGCCAGAUAAAACACUAUGCAUCCCAGAGCAAGAAUGUGUGUGCACUGACAGAGAGGAGCACCCCCGCAGUGCUGGGGAGAUUUGGAAUGGUGGCAUAGAUGAAUGCACCCUCUACAAAUGUCUGGAGGAUGGAAACAUUAUUCCUAUAGAGCCUGUCUGUGAAGAAGAGCCUUCCCCCAUCUGUGAACGAACAGCUGAAGUGGUCAUAGGCAUUGUUGAUAAGCUGACCUGCUGUUCUAAAAAAGUCUGUGGCUGUGACAUGAGUUUGUGUGACAGGACCAUCCCACCAUGCACAAAUAGCCAGAAGUUGAUCGUUGGCUAUAGUGCUCUUUCUUGUUGCCCACAGUAUGAAUGUGAAUGUGAUACGGUGAGAUGUCCUGAUAUUUCAACGCCAGUUUGCAGAGAUGACCAGUUUGUGCUUCAAGUUCGACAGGGAGAGCCUUGCUGUUUCUACCCUUCCUGCGUUUGUAAGACAUGCACUGAACCAACUCCACAAUGUACCGAUGGGGAAUUCCUCACUGUUAAUAUCAAUACUACACAUUUAUGCUGUCCUCAGUACUACUGCGUUUGUGAGCCAGAUCUUUGCCCUCCACCAUCACUUGAGUGUGCAAAAGAUAUGAACCUGGUGAAAGAAAAUGUAUCUGGACAAUGUUGCCCAAACUGGCGUUGCGAAUGCAACUGUGAGACUCUUGUCAUGCCAACCUGUGACGUGGGAGAAUUUGCUGCAAUAGAUCAAAACUUUCAGACUGACUGUGGCUGUGUACAGUAUCUCUGUGAAAAGGAUGAUGUGUGUGUGUUCCAAGAAGUAUCAGUAUUGAAUCCUGGGCAAUCUCUAAUAAAGUAUUUAGAAGAGGAAUUUUGUUAUAUAAUCGAAUGUCUGGAUGAAAAAGAUAACUAUACCGACUUUCAUACUUUGAAUGUUACAAUGGUGAACUGUUCAAAAGACUGUGAUGCUCACCAGAUAUACAUUCCAUCCUCCAGUGAUUAUGAUUGCUGUGGAACAUGUAAAAAUAUAUCCUGCAAAUUUAUUAUGGAAAAUGGAACAUCAGUUAUAUAUGAGGAGGGGAGCACCUGGCACUAUAACUGCAGCACGUACGAAUGUGUUAACACUGAGGAGGGAGCAACGAUUCUAAACUACAGCAUGGUUUGCCCUCCUUUUAAUGAAACUGAAUGCAAACUGAAUGAAGGGAUUGUGAAGCUUUAUAAUGAAGGCUGUUGCAAGAUCUGCAAACGAGAAGAGCGAAUAUGCCAGAAAGUGAUCAUUAAAUCCAUCAUAAAGAAACAGGACUGUGUAAGCCAAAGCUCUAUUAGUGUGGCAUCUUGUGAUGGGAAAUGCCCGUCAGCUACCAUAUAUAACAUCAAUGUUGAAAGUCACCUGAGGUUCUGCAAGUGCUGUCGUGAAAAUGGAGUGCGAAACGUGACGGUGCCUCUGCACUGCUCAGGAAAUGGCACUGAAGUAAUGUACACACUCCAGGAGCCGAUAGACUGCACAUGCCAGUGGAACUGAGUGCUAGCAUUCGAAGGAGGCUGCACGACAGUAACAUGUCAGGCAGCGUCAUCUUUCAUCACUGUUAUUUAGGCACAUGGCAGACUUGCACCCUAUAAUGUGUCUUUACCACUCUUAUGAUUUGAAAACCUAACAGUGGACUUGAAAUAUGUAUAGUUUUAAUGGAAAAAAUUAGAUUUGUUGUUUUAUUUUAGUGAAUUAAAUUAUUGUAAGUUGUUUAGCGGAAAUGCUGUCACAUUUAAAGCUGUAGGGUAGGACAAAUUAAGUCUUAGUGUAAAGUAGAAGCUUGUGCUGCAGAAUGCUUUCCAUUCAGUCCCUUGUGCCCUGGUUUUGGUUUUGGUUUUGUUUGUUUUGAUUUGCAAAGUCUUCCGAUGCUGUCCAAACUGAGGAAGACUUUAAUUUUUCUUUCCUAGUCUUAUCAAUGUGAUUAGUUGUAAUUGGCUCAUAGAUAAUCAUAGUGAGUUGUGUUUCUUAGAAACAGAACAUAGAAUUGUAGGAUGUUGGCUUAGUUAACACCUCAAAAAAUAUUAGGAAUGCUAUUGCAAAUUCCCCUAAUUAUUAUUAUUUUUUACAUGUGAUGGUACCAUAACAUUUCUGGGACUUCUACAGCAAUGUAGCAACAAUGUGGCGAGUUUACGUUAAGGACUAGACUCCUUUCUAGAUAUUUUGGGUUCUGGUUUCAUGAUCGUUUAUUGUAAAUGAUAUAGCAAGGUGAUUUUUAAAAAGUCACAGAAUCUUCCAUUACUAGAAAGCACUGGAUAGGAUUAAAACGUUUUUAAGACCAAUAUCCCUUUAGAAUGCUCAUGCAUACAAUAAUAGUUAUUUCAAUUUUAAGGGAAAGAAAACCAUAGUGUCGUUCAUUAUUUAGAGGAAGACCAGGAGCUAUAUUUUUAUACCAUUAAAAUUAUUAAUUAUAUUGUUAUUAUUUAACAUUUAGUUUAGUUAAUGUUUAUCACUGGGGACGGUUUCUAAAUAUAUCAGUACACUAUGAAACCUGAGGGCAACUUUGCCAUUAAAACUGCUGCUUUGUCAGUGCAGGGACAUACAGUUAUCUGAACGUAUUCAUAACGUUAGAAUGGAAUGCCGCUCUCUGAAACUACAGAAAAUCAUUGACAUUUGCAAAUAACUUGCUCUGAGAUCUUUGCAAAUUUCCAAAGUCUUUCUACCAGGGAGUAUAGAAUUAUUUGAGUUUCUUCCGUAGUAAAACGAGAGUGCCUUAGUGUGGUUAUGAUCAUCAAUGAAGGUCAGUGUCAAUAAAAGCACAUUAAAACUUCAUCGACAAGCCAAUGCUUGGAUUUUAAUAGGCUAGUGCCGACUUGAGCUAUGUGACUUGUUUUCAAACAUUAAUGUUUCCAUUUAAAAAUUAUGCUUCUAAGAAAUACUGUAGUUAUGAAGUGUUUGGAUUUCCAAGGUCUCUUAAUAAUGUGUAAAAGUAUUACCUGGAAUGUCCUGAUGUCUACUCUACAUGAAAAUGAUUUACAUUGUCUGUUUUAAUACUGGCAUUUUCUCUAGAUAUAAACAUUUUUGCGUCUGUGAUUAUUAGCAUAUUGAUGGAGUUGGACAUUCUUGUCUAAAUACAUUAACAUUUUACAUAAAGACAUCAUGUAUCUCAAUCAGAAAUUUGUAAUAUAUGUUACCUAUCACUUUCCUGUAAAUUCUACUCUCUGUGGACUAUCUAUUAUUAAAUAUUAACUGAUCUUUAAAUCAAUUUGUGGGGAGAAGAGAAAUAUUCUUCUGCUAUUUUAUAAACAACAAAUAAAAUAAAUACAUGUUGAAGUUC